Messenger RNA from Brachypodium distachyon (stiff brome), 723 nucleotides. Its product is annotated as tubulin-folding cofactor A. The record is from RefSeq and is a predicted model, not a curated record. The transcript has 4 exons. The coding region runs from base 165 to 503 and encodes 112 amino acids. Gene Ontology annotation, biological process: post-chaperonin tubulin folding pathway; tubulin complex assembly. Gene Ontology annotation, cellular component: microtubule cytoskeleton; cytosol. Gene Ontology annotation, molecular function: beta-tubulin binding. Lineage: Eukaryota; Viridiplantae; Streptophyta; Magnoliopsida; Poales; Poaceae.
UUCAGUCGCCGACCACCGCUCUGAGAAAAAGAAAAAAAACUGUCGCCGACCACAAGCCGCCGCGAGGUCUCGACGGAGAAGAAGUCCUGCUAAGGAUCUCUCUUCAUUCGCCCGCCGCCGCAUCCAUCUGCGUCAGCAUCUGCUGCCGAUUCUUGCGUUUCGGGAUGGCGACUGUGAGGAGCCUCAAGAUCAAGACGUCGACGUGCAGGAGGGUCGUGAAGGAGCUGCGGUCGUACGAGGAGGAGGUGGGGAAGGAGGCGGCCAAGACCGCCGCCAUGAAGAACAGAGGCGCCGAUCCCUAUGACCUCAAGCAGCAGGAGAAUGUCUUAGCCGAGUCAAGGAUGAUGGUCCCAGACUGUCAUAAGCGACCCGAAGCUGCUCUGGCAGACCUGAAAGCAACUCUGGCUGAAUUGAAGGAGUCGGGUGAACAAGGUGCAGAGAUAGGAGAGGCCGAGAGCACAAUCACAGAAGUCGAAACUGUAUUCAAGCCAACUGAAGAAUAACUCAAAACCCUUGUUUGGUUUAAUGCCCUGUAUUGUUCAUACAUCAGAAACUCAUUCCAUGAGAUGUUUCAUGAGCGGAUGAGGCCCGGCUUGUAAGAUGCUGCCUGAACUGUGUUUGCUAUAUCUAUGUGUUUCUUGCCACGUGCAAGACAACCCAAGAAAGUCAGAAUUGCUGGUUAAACAUUUGUUAAUCUGCAUAUAUAUAAGUAUAAAUUCUAUA